CCCCUCCCUACGAACCCUUCACCCAGCAACUAUUGCUAUAUUCCAUCAUGUCGGAGAAAGUCAAACAAACCGCCUUAGAGGAGGCCCAGCGCGUUAGAGUCCUGGCUACAGAAGCUGUGCAGUCCCGCGCCUACUUCUAUCCGCUCAGAGGCGUACCCUACUUCCUCACUCAUCGCGACCUAUGGAAGCCUCUAGGUUCCAAGAUCGUGCCGACCAUGACGCUUGGACUGGGGAUUACGACCGCCAUGUUCCUCGUCACUUAUGUCCCACAAGCAGCAGUCCUCGCUCUGUUCAACGGUCCUCUUGCCGCCCUGACAACCAUUCUCCUCGUCCUGAGUGAAUCCUCAACCCUGAUCUCAGUCUUGAGCAAGAACUUCCUAAUCGAUGAAGUGCUUAUUGACACCUUCGACGGCACUCUCAUCGCACGCAACAAGACUGUCCUAGUCUCCGAUGGGCGCCAAAUCGAGGCUGGAAAUGGAUCCGAUCCCAUCUCCAAGCUUGGCAAACUCAUCAAGAAGCCCUUUCAACGCUUCACCCCGACUGCCGUCAUCCGCUAUUUCCUCUACCUCCCACUCAACUUCAUCCCUGUUGUGGGAACCGUAAUCUUCGUGGCACUGCAGGGACGCAAGACUGGUCCCGCCGCCCACGCGCGAUACUUCCAGCUGAAGGAGAUGAGCAAAAGCGAGCAGAGCAGAUAUAUCGAGGAGAAGAAGGCGGCAUAUACCGCAUUCGGCGUCGUCGCUCUCCUCCUUGAAAUGAUCCCACUCGCCGGCAUCUUUUUCGCCUUCACAAACACCGUCGGUGCAGCGCUCUGGGCGGCUGAUCUGGAGGAUUCAAAGUCCACAGCCCCCAACCUGCGCGACCAAGCUAAGAAGGCAGAGUGAGGAUUAUGAAACACCAACACUAUCCUGCUCCCUGCCUUCUAUGCUCUCCUGACACUCAUUGUACGACCUCCAUGGCCCAGCAUCAGCGUCCAUUAUCCGACCCCCCUCUCCAAAUCUUCUUUCAAGUCCGAUAGCACAAUAUACUCAGACGAGAUUGCUGAUGAACCAGUCAAGCCGGCCACACUACGCAGGCGAAUGCUCCUAUCGGUAUCCGUGGAAACCGCCAUAUGCGGAAGGCUAUCUUCUGGGGUGGUAGUUCAAAUUGCGUCUGGAGGGGCGGGCUAUAUGAAUGAGAGUUUUGCGGCGAUAAUGCGAAAGGUGCCUGUGUAGAUAUACUCCCUAGGUGAAUACACAGUGUUUCCCUCCGAGUUGAAAUACCCUG
This is a messenger RNA of Mytilinidion resinicola, 1266 nucleotides long. RefSeq lists its product as uncharacterized. The transcript has 4 exons. NCBI's taxonomy places the organism in Eukaryota, Fungi, Ascomycota, Dothideomycetes, Mytilinidiales, Mytilinidiaceae. Gene Ontology annotation, cellular component: prospore membrane; lipid droplet; ascospore wall. The record is from RefSeq and is a predicted model, not a curated record. Bases 48 to 884 code for a protein of 278 amino acids.